Molecule: messenger RNA, 1059 nt
Organism: Eruca vesicaria subsp. sativa (arugula)
Lineage: Eukaryota; Viridiplantae; Streptophyta; Magnoliopsida; Brassicales; Brassicaceae
Source: the annotation of a GenBank genome assembly
GGAGACUCCAAACAGUCAAUAAGAAAAUAAAAAGCCAUUGAUUCUCUUAUUCUCUCUUUCUUUCAAGAUACAUAUAGCUAUGUCCUCGACGAACGGAGGUUUCCCUGAGAACACAAACUGGACAUUUCAAGAAGUCAAAGACGCCAUGUGGACCAAGGAAGAAAACAAACGGUUCGAGAAAGCUCUCGCUUUUCUCGGCAACAAAGAUGACCUAGAGAGCUGGUCCAACAUCGCAGCUUUAAUCCCUGGGAAGUCCGUAGAUGACGUCAUUAAACGUUACAAGGAGCUACUUGAUGACAUCAGCGACAUCGAGGCCGGACUUGGCCCCGAUCCGGGCUACCGCUCCGACGCCUCCUCAGGUGAUUACUUCUUUGGGCUAGAGAACUCCGGUUACGGUUACAAUUACAAUUAUGUCGUGGGAGCAAAGAGAAGUUCGCCGGCGGCGACUGAUGGUUUCAGGCUUCCUAUGCCGGAAAAAGAACGGAAGAAAGGAGUUCCUUGGACCGAGGAAGAACACCGACGAUUCCUAAUGGGUUUGAAGAAAUAUGGAAAAGGAGAUUGGAGAAACAUUGCAAGAAACUUUGUCACAACUCGAACGCCGACGCAAGUUGCUUCGCACGCUCAAAAAUAUUUCAUUCGACAGCUCACCGAUUGUAAAGACAAACGGCGGUCAAGCAUUCACGACAUUACAACCGUUAACGUCCCUGACGCAAACGCACCAACAACCGCCGCAACAGUCUCUUCUACUCCAACCAAUCCUUUUGACGUUUACCUUCCGCCAAAGCCUCAUCAAAGUUUCGCGUUUGCGCCUGCGUCUAGUUAUUAUAAUGGGUUUCCGCAGUGGAGUUAAAGGUCAUAUACUAUAAAUCUAGAUUGUCUCAUAAGUUGUUAUGCAUGUUUCCUACGUACAUAUACCUAUAAAAUUAUUCAUGCAUAGUAGUCGUAAAUAUUUGUAAGAAAGUUGAAAGUUUGUGUGAUCAUGUGACCUAAAUAUUAGCCUUUUGAUUUUAACUUUCAGUUAAGCAAGUUUAUAUUACCAAUAUGUAUGUGACUUAUCCG